AUGCCACGUCGACGCUCCUCCAACCGUUGCUCUACUCAAAGCAUUGCUACAUCGCAUGAAACUGGCGUGGCAGCUAAUACCUCAAGCGAUGAAGCGCUCGAGUGUUACGCUCUUCGCUCCGAUAACCAGGAGACUCCUGCAAACACUUGGGGCACUUUCACCUCUGAUCGGCCUCCGAAGCCACCCCCGAACGGAAUCCGACCAACCAAUUCACCCAGCAUCAUGGGGCAAACCCCAGGUGACAAUAAGGGCAUUGAGACCAUAGGCUCGGUCACCCUGGACAGACUCUUCGGCGGCGAUAGUAGCGCGAGGCGAACAUCACGUAAACGGAAGAUUUCAACCCUCCCGCCGCCAGCCACCGAACCCGAUGAAAGAGGACGAUACGAAGCCUCAACCUGUCAUCAAUGUCGUACCAACACCACCCGACCCAAGAUGAUUUGCGAUCAAUCACAGGACCCCUACUGUUUCAUUCGAGUGUGUGACCGCUGCCUAACCGGACGAGCAGUACAUGAGGGCAUACCUGAGCUUCAGCCUCCGCUGUUUGAAUUCGUACCAGGUGGCAGGAUGCUGUGUCUGAAAUGCAGAGGUAUCUGCCCUUGCGCUAGCUGCCGGAGAAAUCGUAGUGAAAAUGAAGAGAUCCGAAGAGGACGAAAUUCGUUUCAAGGCUUGAAAUCCCAGGGCAGGAAGCCGGGACCGAAGAAGAAACAAAGUCGAACCGCACCUGUCAAGCGGUACAUCUUAUCCGCUGGAGGUGACAAAGUUCCAGCGAAUAUGCAUGGCCAAUUGAUUCAAGCAGGUCCGACUACCUUGAGAGCGUUGACGGCUCGGGAUUACGCCGAACCAAAAUCCAUACCAGACCGUCCUGCAAAAGCCAAACCGGGCGCGAAGAAGCUUGUAAACCAAUGUCUUUCCUCUCAGGCGCGAAAGGAGAUCGGUCGCGACGUGGACACCACGCUGAUGAAUCAACUCAUCCAGUCGAAUAAACGAUUAACAGAAGCCGCAUCCGACAUGUCUUCGGUUUUACAAAGAAAGGAUAGCCCCUCGGACUCGAAGACGUCCGACCAUGCACUACCUUAA
This is a messenger RNA of Puccinia triticina, 1077 nucleotides long. RefSeq lists its product as uncharacterized. The record is from RefSeq and is a predicted model, not a curated record. NCBI's taxonomy places the organism in Eukaryota, Fungi, Basidiomycota, Pucciniomycetes, Pucciniales, Pucciniaceae. The transcript is spliced from 3 exons. Bases 1 to 1077 code for a protein of 358 amino acids.